AGGCACUCAGUGUUUGCUUUUCCACCAGUUAAAGAUCUGACGCUGCAGUAUCUAGAUGGUCGCUUGAGGACACCAACACAAUCUCCCUUCACUCCGCCCACUGCUGAAUUAUAUUCAGCACCUAAAGGUCGUUUCCUUCUUCGAAUAGCAAAAGAUUUUAAAAAAUUCAGUCUAAUCUGGUUCAUAUUUCACGGAGCUGAAGGAUGACUCGUCGUGUAGCAGUGAUUGGAGGAGGAAGUUCAGGUCUGGCCUGUAUCAAGUGCUGUCUGGAUGAGGGGCUGGAGCCUGUCUGCUUUGAAAGCAGCGACGACAUUGGUGGUCUAUGGAGGUUUAAGGAGAAUCCAGAGCCAGACAGGGCCAGCAUCUACUACUCCGUCAUCAUCAACACCUCCAAGGAGAUGAUGUGUUUCAGUGACUUUCCCAUCCCUGCACACUUCCCCAACUACAUGCACAACACCCUCAUCAUGGACUACUUUCGGAUGUAUGCUGACCGCUUCCAGCUCACCAAGCACAUACGCCUCAAUACGAAAGUUUUGCAGGUGAAGCAGAGAUCGGAUUUUUCUCGUUCAGGCCAGUGGGAUGUUGAGACAGAGAACAAGGAUGGCAAAAAGGAGAAACACAUUUUUGAUGCCGUGAUGAUCUGUAUUGGACAUCACUGCCAACCCAACAUGCCACUACAUGAUUUCCCAGGAAUUGACACUUUCAAUGGAAAGUAUUUCCACAGCAGAGACUACAAGACUCCUGAGGAGUGGAGGAAUAAAAAAGCUGUAGUGCUUGGAAUAGGAAACUCUGGAGGAGACAUAGCAGUGGAACUGAGCAGAGUCACCAAGCAGCUUUACCUGAGCACUCGAAGAGGAGCCUGGAUUCUGAACCGAGUUGGGGACAAUGGGCUUCCCCUUGAUUUGGGUUUUAACAGGGUGCUGAACUCUGUGCAGACCAUCCUACCCUUUGGUGUUUACUGUGGUCUAGGAGAGAGAAUGCUCAACCAAAGAUUCAAUCACGCUCUGUACAAUCUUAAGCCAAAGCACAGGUUGUUCAACCAACAUCCCACACUUAAUGAUGAGCUUCCCAACCGCAUCCUAUCUGGAACAGUUCAGGUGAAACCCAACAUCAGCAGGUUUCAGGGGUCCAGUGUGGAGUUCGAUGAUGGAAGUGUCGUGGAAGAUGUCGACCUGGUGGUGUUUGCCACAGGUUACAGGUUUUCCUUUCCAUUCCUGGCCUCACAUGUGACCUCAGCUUGUGAGAACAAAGCAUCUCUGUACAAGUAUGUGUUUCCCCCUGAGUUGGACCGCCCCACUCUGGCUAUCAUUGGACUCGUGCAGCCACUGGGAGCCAUUAUGCCUAUCUCUGAGAUGCAGGCCAGAUGGGCCACACGUGUCUUUAAAGGCUGCAUCAAGCUUCCCCCAGUGGCUACCAUGCUUAAAGAUGUCCAGUGCAAGCAGGAGACAAUGGCUAAAAGGUAUGUCACCAGUCAGAGACACACCAUCCAAGUCGACUAUAUCAGCUACAUGGAUGAGAUUGCAGAGCUGGUGGGGGUUCAACCCAAAAUCCUGAGGCUGCUGCUGACUGAUCCCAGGCUGGGACUGAAUGUGAUGUUCGGUCCCAGUACUCCGUACCAGUAUCGUCUCAGAGGGCCAGGGAAAUGGGCUGGAGCCCGUCAGGCCAUCUUCACUCAGUGGGAGAGGGUGGCUCAACCCCUGCAGACCAGGCCCUGUGAUGAGCCCCAAACCAAGAGAUCCUUUAUGUGGCCUCUGAUUCUGUCAGCUGCUGUGGGCUUGGCUGCCUAUGUUAACAGGAACAACCUUCCAGCUUUCCUUCAAGAUCCCACUGCACUGUUGGACAAGAUAAAAGUUUAUCUUCCUGCACAGUGAUGUGCAAUUAAUAUUUGAUGUGAUUAUGACUGUAAGUAGUGCAGGUAGUGUUAAUAAUCAGCAUAGAUAACACAAAUUCAAUUAAAAAAACAAAUAGAUAUAGAUAUAGCUCAUUAAUCUUAAUAAGGUAAUGCCUAAGCAAGCAGCUGCAUUUUAAUGUCCCAGCUGGUCCAUGUGGCCUGCUAUUUUGUAUGGUGUUUAAUCAUUUAAAAUAUAGUGAUGUACUUUAUUUCAUAGGCUGGUUUGUAAAAUCUUUAUCUUGAAAAGAAGUAAGAACUACAGCUGUUCAUUAGCAUCAAUUUGAUUACCCCAUCUCAAGGCUGGAUAGUGAAUUUAGAUAUUUUACAUUGGUCAAUGAUGCCACCUAAUGGCAGUUUCAGAAACCAGCUGAUGUUUGGCUUGAAAAAACUACAUAAAAGGAUAGUCCUUCCUUUGUGUGUCACUGCAUCAUACUGGGAUCAUGUGAUUUUAGGAUCUCCCUCUGGGAUCUUUGCAGUUUUCUUUUUAGCUUAUUUUGAGGGGGGUAUUGGUAAAUACAUUAGGAAAGGUAAGCAGAGACACUUACACAUAAUGUCCUGUGCAGGUCUUUCACACUAUCACCGAUAAGUUAAUCGUUGGCUUUGGCAAUAAAACAA
This is a messenger RNA of Cottoperca gobio, 2506 nucleotides long. RefSeq names its product dimethylaniline monooxygenase [N-oxide-forming] 5-like. Gene Ontology annotation, molecular function: flavin adenine dinucleotide binding; NADP binding; N,N-dimethylaniline monooxygenase activity. Lineage: Eukaryota; Metazoa; Chordata; Actinopteri; Perciformes; Bovichtidae. The transcript is spliced from 10 exons. The record is from RefSeq and is a predicted model, not a curated record. Bases 204 to 1871 code for a protein of 555 amino acids.